Messenger RNA from Peromyscus eremicus (cactus mouse), 1323 nucleotides. It is a transcript of the gene Krt13, whose product is annotated as keratin 13. The transcript is spliced from 8 exons. Bases 1 to 1323 code for a protein of 440 amino acids. Gene Ontology annotation, cellular component: keratin filament. The record is from RefSeq and is a predicted model, not a curated record. Gene Ontology annotation, molecular function: structural molecule activity. Lineage: Eukaryota; Metazoa; Chordata; Mammalia; Rodentia; Cricetidae.
AUGAGCUGUCGCUUUCAGAGUUCCUCCACCAGCUAUGGCGGGGGUUUCGGGGCCGGUUCUUGCCAGCUUGGAGGAGGCCGGAAAAUCUCUACCUGUUCUUCCCGGUUUGUUACCGGAGGGUCAGCUGGAGGCUACGGAGGUGGCAUGAGCUGUGGCUUUGGUGGAGGGGCUGGCAGUGGUUUUGGGGGUGGCUUUGGAGGUAGCUAUGGCGGAGGUUUUUGUGGGGGUUUUGGUGGUGGCUUUGGUGACUUUGGAGGUGGCGAUGGUGGCCUCAUCUCUGGCAAUGAGAAAAUCACCAUGCAGAAUCUCAACGACCGCUUAGCCAACUACCUGGAAAAGGUACGCGCUCUGGAGGCAGCCAAUGCUGAUCUGGAGGUGAAGAUUCGUGACUGGCACCUGAAGCAGAGCCCAGCUAGUCCAGAGCGGGACUACAGUGCCUACUACAAGACCAUAGAGGAGCUCCGGAAUAAGAUUCUGGAAGCCACCACAGACAACAACAGGGUCAUCCUGGAGAUCGACAACGCCAGGCUGGCUGCAGAUGACUUCAGACUCAAGUACGAAAAUGAGCUGACCUUGCGCCAGAGUGUGGAGGCCGACAUCAAUGGCCUGCGCAGGGUGCUGGAUGAGCUGACUCUGUCUAAGACUGACCUGGAGAUGCAGAUUGAGAGCCUGAAUGAGGAGCUGGCCUACCUGAAGAAGAACCAUGAGGAGGAGAUGAAGGAGUUCAGCAACCAGGUAGUAGGCCAGGUCAACGUGGAGAUGGAUGCCACCCCUGGCAUUGAUCUGACCCGCGUGCUGGCUGAGAUGAGGGAGCAGUACGAAGCCCUGGCUGAGAAGAAUCGGAGGGAUGCUGAGGAAUGGUUCCAGAGGCAGAGUGCAGAGUUGAGUAAGGAAGUGUCCUCCAGUGCUGCCAUGAUCCAGACCAGCAAGACAGAGAUCACAGAGCUCAGGCGCACACUCCAGGGCCUGGAGAUCGAGCUGCAGUCCCAGCUGAGCAUGAAAGCUGGCUUGGAAAGCACCUUGGCUGAGACAGAGUGCCGCUACGCCCUGCAACUGCAGCAGAUCCAGGGGCUCAUCAGCAGCAUCGAGACCCAGCUGAGUGACCUCCGCAGUGAGAUGGAGUGUCAGAACCAGGAAUACAAGAUGCUGCUGGACAUCAAAACAAGGCUGGAGCAGGAGAUUGCCACCUACCGCAGCCUGCUCGAGGGCCAGGAUGCCAAGAUGACCGGUUUCAGCAACGCUGGAGGAAAUGUCACUGCUUCUUCCUCCAACGCCUCUGUCUCCCCCUCCACUUCCGGUCGCCUGGAUUUCCGCAAGUAUUAA